This is a messenger RNA of Labrus bergylta (ballan wrasse), 1756 nucleotides long. NCBI's taxonomy places the organism in Eukaryota, Metazoa, Chordata, Actinopteri, Labriformes, Labridae. The record is from RefSeq and is a predicted model, not a curated record.
CAGUAAUGACCUCAAACACACACACACACACACACACACACACACACACACACACACACACAGCUCAGGAUAGUAUGGGCGAUGGAGUGAGCAGGGGUGGAGCCCCAGAGUUGAUGGAGUUGUGGGACAGACCCCAGGUCAUGAUAUGCUGACAAACACAAACAGAGAUGGAUCCUCUGCGAUUGGAGACAGCUUUGGAUCAUCAUGGGAUAUUAAAAGUUUGUCAAAUUAAAUAUUUUUUCAAGAGCAAAUGAUGGACGUAAGGGCUGUUUGCUUAAAGGAAGAUGCUCCGUAGUCAAUCUAUUAGCUUUUUUUUUUUUUUUCACAAGUGGUCAGUGGUUGAUGUCCUAGGUUUCUUUUAAGUGAAUAGAAGAGCUGAUGCCUGUGCAAAAUACUGAUAAAAGGAGGUAGCUGGUUGAAGAAGAUGAUUGGUAGCAGAUGAUAAUCGUGGAUACAGGCUGCUCUAUCAGAUUCAGGAUACGUUUUAAAUUGUUUCUUCUUUUUUUUUAACCAAAGCUUUUUAAAAAGGCGAUCUCUAAUGCAAGGCAACAAUGGGAACGGAUGGGCUGGAAGUAAUCGCCAUUGCUGUUGUUAUUGGUCUGUUUGUUGUCGUGCUCAAACAGUUUGGGGUAUGGGAGCCCUUAUCUCUGGAAGAUGAUGACAGCUGUGACAAUGACCUCGAGCUCUCCAUGGUGCGGCACCAACCUGAGGGUCUCGACCAGCUCCAGGCGCAGACUCAGUUCACCAGGAAGGAGCUUCAGUCGCUCUACAGAGGCUUCAAAAAUGAAUGUCCCAGUGGGCUCGUGGACGAGGAAACUUUUAAGACGAUUUACUCACAGUUCUUCCCUCAAGGAGAUGCAACCACAUAUGCACAUUUCUUGUUCAAUGCGUUUGACAUUGACAGAAGUGGAUCAAUCAGGUUUGAGGACUUUGUGAUAGGAUUGUCCGUGUUGCUCAGAGGCUCCGUCACAGAGAAACUGCGAUGGGCUUUCAACCUGUAUGACAUCAACAAAGACGGCUACGUUACUAAAGAGGAAAUGAUGGCAAUAAUGACGUCCAUUUAUGACAUGAUGGGCAGGUAUACUUUACCCAAUGUACGAGACGAUUCACCAUCUGAGCAUGUGGACAGAUUCUUCCAGAAGAUGGAUCGAAACAGAGAUGGAGUGGUGACAAUCGAUGAAUUCAUAGAAACCUGCCAAAAGGAUGAAAACAUAAUGGCCUCCAUGCAGCUCUUUGAAAAUGUCAUCUAGUUCCUGCAGAGGGACGUGGAUCAGUAAUGCCGCACAGUGCUUCCAGCUGCAAGCUCCAAACGCCUGAAAUAACUUAAUUCAUCCUGAAAAAAGGACAAAUCUGGGUCAUGCAACACAUUUGACACAUUUAAAUACAAAAUGGCGACCACUGUUUUUUCCUGUCAACCCGUUCUAUGCAGAGGGAUGUGCAGAAAUCCCUGUGUCAAGUUUCUUUGCAUGACAGUUUUACUCUUGUUGUUGCACAUGAAGGAAAUGUGAAAUAAAGACGUCACCGUUGCCAGAUGAGCAUGAGUGUAUGCACAACUUUUUAAAGCAUGUGAUGAACCACUCACAAGGAUUCAUUGUUGUCAUCUCGGCAAAUGACAGUUUGCAUAUGUGAUUUGUUACUGUAUAAUAGUGUAAAGAAAUAUAUAUGUUUCAAAGUUCUUUAGAUUGUUGUGUAAAUGUGAUGCCAAGUCAUUGUCAUGUUGACCCAAAAUAUGCUGAAAUAAAUAUAAACCUUCACA